Molecule: messenger RNA, 527 nt
Organism: Nerophis ophidion (straightnose pipefish)
Lineage: Eukaryota; Metazoa; Chordata; Actinopteri; Syngnathiformes; Syngnathidae
Product: cytochrome c oxidase copper chaperone
Exons: 4
Coding region: 148-351 (67 amino acids)
Biological process (GO): mitochondrial respiratory chain complex IV assembly
Cellular component (GO): mitochondrial intermembrane space
Molecular function (GO): copper ion binding; copper chaperone activity
Source: RefSeq, a predicted model, not a curated record
AGGACCACAUAUCCCAGAGGCCUUUGAGCCGCUGCCGUGGUCACGUGACAUUGUGUAAAGCCAAUAAGCGCCGGUUACUUCCUGUCGUCCGUCGUGAAGGUGAAACGCUUGUUAGCAUCACCCACUGCCUCCUUCUACUGCCAGAAGAUGUCGACCGUGUCUGCUGCCAGCGUGGAGGCCGGCGCCCUCGCACCGGGUGGUGAGGAGAAGAAGCCACUCAGGCCGUGCUGCGCUUGUCCAGAAACCAAGAAAGUUCGAGACGCGUGCAUCAUCGAAAAGGGCGAAGAGAACUGCACAGACCUGAUUGAGGCCCACAAAGACUGCAUGAGGCAGCUUGGGUUCAAGAUCUAACGGAUUUCUGUGUGUGUGCACGUGUGCGUGUGUGUGUGUUGUGGUGCAAAAGGAAGAUGACCCAGCAACUGAGUUCCACUUCUUUAUUUAUUCAUCUGGAUGGAACACGUGAAUUAUGUUUUGUUUUUUAAAAGCGAGACUUGUGUGUUGAAUGGAAUAAAAGUUCUAUGCAAUAA